Molecule: messenger RNA, 687 nt
Organism: Colletotrichum graminicola M1.001
Lineage: Eukaryota; Fungi; Ascomycota; Sordariomycetes; Glomerellales; Glomerellaceae
Exons: 2
Coding region: 1-687 (228 amino acids)
Source: RefSeq, a predicted model, not a curated record
AUGGCUUAUGCCAUCGCACGCUCCGAUCCCAUCAAUGAUCGACCGGGACAGGGGGGAAUGCCGAUUGACAGGACAACCAAGAACUUUGCUCUCGUCGAGAAAGAAGUCAACGAGUGCAAGGGGACAUUUUUCGGUGAAGGCACCCCGAAUGGCCUGACAACUAUUGAUCUGAGCGGCGCAAACAGGAACAGAGCAUGGAUUAGAAACCAAGCCGCCGUUUUCCAAUACCUCAGAUACACCCAUCGCCCUCCCAGCACCAAGGAGAACGUCUGGGACAAGUGGAUGCGCGUCUCCAACUGGAUGGACCUGGUACUGGACGAGUUCGACCGAAACUAUCCAUGGGGGACGCACCCCGAUGAGCCGAGGCGCUCCGGAGCCAACCCGUCGCUGCGGUCCUUCUACGCCUACUGGAUCGACACGUACCUGGGUGGCAUCGAGAGCAACGCGAAGGGCUGGGCACGCAGAGCCCAAGUGGAGUUCAGGCAACGGUACGGGAAAGAGAACGGCCAAGCCGCGACAAACUGGCUGAAUGACGCUUUCCGCGCCAAUGGGUUUGCGGACCAGGCGAGGAUGGAGUUCCCCCGGCCCGCGGGGGCCGCGUCGGUGUUCGGGGCCUACGGGAACCCCGCCAUGACUUUGGACAGGGACGGCACCGCGGUCAACCUUGGGGCGCCGGCGCCGCUGUGA